Molecule: messenger RNA, 719 nt
Organism: Puntigrus tetrazona (Sumatra barb)
Lineage: Eukaryota; Metazoa; Chordata; Actinopteri; Cypriniformes; Cyprinidae
Product: WAP four-disulfide core domain protein 3-like
Exons: 5
Biological process (GO): antibacterial humoral response; innate immune response
Cellular component (GO): extracellular region
Molecular function (GO): peptidase inhibitor activity
Source: RefSeq, a predicted model, not a curated record
AGGUUUUUUUUUGUCGCUAAAGCACAUCUAACCUAACGCUACUUUAGCGCUUUUGUCCACAGAGUUCACGGUGAUCACAGGUCAGGAUGAGCGCGCGAGCGUACUGCUCGCUCAUUGCUGUUUUAUUGUGUCUCUGCAGAUGUUUGAGCAUAACGGAUGCUACUCGAGGACGCUCCAAAGUGACUGGUUUCUGUCCGGCGAGGCUCACGGUUGUACCGUCCCGUCAAGGAUGUUCAUCUGACAGAGACUGCUCCAGAAAACACAUAUGCUGUCGUUUUGAUCGUGGCCCUGUGUGCGUGCCGCCUGUUUCCACAAAACCAGGAGAGUGUCCACCUGCCAAAAUGUGUGGAAGAAAAUCAUGUACCAGUUCUUGUGGAAGUGACUCUUGCUGUCCAGGCAACGAGAAGUGCUGCAGCAAUGGAUGUGGACAUCACUGUACAGAUCCAUAUAUAGUGAAACCGGGUCAAUGUCCCAGACCAACGAGGAGUCGAGUGUGUGAUGAACGCUGUUUCCAUGAUGGUCAGUGUCCUGCCAGACAGAAGUGUUGCCCAACCACCUGUGGCCGUUCAUGCAGUAAAGCAUUUGGCCAGGGACGUGGGGGAGACCAAGGUGACGGACAGGGACGUGGGGGAGACCAAGGUGACGGACAGGGUGGUGGUGGUUGGGGACGUGGGGGAGACCAAGGUGACGGACAGGGACGUGGGGAGACCAAGGUGACG